AUGGUUGUGCAAGUGGUACUGGACGGUCUCCAGAAGUCUGGAGUCCAGAACAUUCUGAGAAUGGCAGCUCCAGAGGGUCUCGAGAACGUGACUUCGCAGAUCGAAGAAUGCGGCGGCGUUGACAAGAUCGAGCUCUUGCAGAACCGCAAAAACGAAGAAAUCUACAAGCUGGCUUACGAGAUCAUCGCCCAGUACUUCCGAGACGACGUCGACGAAGCAGUCGACCCUCAAACGAUGGACGGGCAGUACGCCUUCGCCGUCAACAACGAACAACAGCAAAACAACUUUUACUUUCACUAA
This is a messenger RNA of Oikopleura dioica, 300 nucleotides long. NCBI's taxonomy places the organism in Eukaryota, Metazoa, Chordata, Appendicularia, Copelata, Oikopleuridae. The record is from the annotation of a GenBank genome assembly.